Molecule: messenger RNA, 276 nt
Organism: Sphaeroforma arctica JP610
Lineage: Eukaryota; Ichthyosporea; Ichthyophonida
Exons: 1
Source: RefSeq, a predicted model, not a curated record
UCUCGGAUUGAAGACAAAAAGAUCUUCAUGAGCGAUGUUCGGUACUGCGUCAUCGACGAGGCCGACACUCUAUUCGACGAAGGAUUCCAUGUGCUGACAGAGAAGAUGAUCACGCCCAUCCUCAGAGCGCGCAAUGCUGCCGAUCACGCUAAGACGGUGUCUCAGAUGCAGUUUGUGGGCCAGAAGAAGGUUCCUACCACCCCUGCGAUCAAGCUCAUGGCCAGACCACGUAUGUUGUGUUGGUUGUGUGUCUUGGCAUGUAUAUGUAACGGGUAA